Messenger RNA from Dicentrarchus labrax (European seabass), 2623 nucleotides. RefSeq names its product double zinc ribbon and ankyrin repeat domains 1 (gene dzank1). Gene Ontology annotation, molecular function: protein binding. The transcript has 20 exons. Gene Ontology annotation, biological process: eye photoreceptor cell development. The record is from RefSeq and is a predicted model, not a curated record. Bases 132 to 2456 code for a protein of 774 amino acids. Lineage: Eukaryota; Metazoa; Chordata; Actinopteri; Moronidae.
CCCCUGCUGGUCCGGAGGGUGAAUCAGAUAUACAUAUAUAUAUUUAUCUCUAUUUAUAUUAUUAUAAUAUAAUAUAAUAUAUAUAUAGCGGCUGUCUGCUCGCGCAUGCGCGCUGGGCAGAGCUGGUUGCCAUGGUGACUGUACACAUCCGCUGGACUCGGAGCCGUUUGUCUCGUCCGGAUCAUCUGAACGCGAGGACACAAACAAACAACAAACAACAAACAGUCGUCAUCAUGACAGCAGGAGCGGUGUCAGCUCCGCUCAUCAUUCCCAUCAUCCACCUGCAGUCACACAGAGUGAAGAACCACAUCGACACCACCACACCUGUCUCCAUCCAGUCAGACACUCGUGGAGCGUCGAUCUUCUACACUCUGGAUGGAUCGAGGCCGGCGGCGGUGCAGCGGGGGUCGGCGGGCAGCGGCAGGAAGUACAGCGAACCCAUUCUGCUGCCUGCUGGUCGGGUGGCUGUCAGAGCUGUAGCGGUCACCAGUGACGGCAGAGAGAGCUCCACAGUGACGAAGGUUUUCUCGGUUGAACUUGUGGACGGAGGGAACAGGAGGGAGAACGAGGAGAACUUCCUGCAGAGCGACCAGCAGUUUUCUUUUCAGCGCCCGUCUGAAGGAACUUCGUGGAUCGCUGAGAACUCUGCUGGUUCCUCACUGAGGCCUCCAGAGCCGAGGAUGAUGGGUAACGCCUCUCUUCAAUCAGGUCCUCGUUUUCUGAGCAGUCGAUUGGACUCUCCGACCACCGCGGCGCAAACUGGAACUUCCCGACGUUCCCAGUCAGCGAAUUCAGGUGUGCUGAAGCAGCCGAGCAACACGCAGACGUCCCGAAUCCACAGAGAGACCAACUUCCCGCGGUGUGCUCAGUGUUUGAGUCUUCGCACGUCAGAUCCAUUUGCUCGGUUCUGUGCUCAGUGUGGUGCUGCAGUUCCUCCGUUACCUGAUCAGAGACUGCCCCCUGCUGAGGGAGGACAGGCGGUUUGCUGUGUGUUCUGUAACACUCUGGUUCCUGUGAGCGCUCACAGCUGUUUAAUCUGUGAAGCCUCCGUCAAUCAACAGCUACAACCACAGGGCAGCCUCACACUGCAGGAUCAUCUGCUGUGUGUUUGCUGUGGAAGUGGAAAUCCAGCUCACGUCUCCACCUGUUUGACCUGCGAGAGCCACCUGCAGCCGAAGGUGUGUGUGGGGAACAGCGCCCCCUCUGUCCCGCCAGCGGACGGCAGGAAGUUGUCCUGCUCCAGAUGUAAACGUUUGAACCGCGGUGAUGCCAGAUACUGCGACUGGUGCGGCUCGAAGCCUGGUCACGCAGUCAGCUGUGUGAUUUGUUGGCGAUGCGGAGCGAGUGGACACCCGUACGCCUUUCACUGCGCAGCCUGCGGCGUCUUCCUGGAAGCACCGGCCCCGCCCACAUCGCACCGUGACAUCACAGGACCUAAUGGGGCCGCCAACCGGGUACGCUGCACCUGGCAGACCACACCCUCCUCUGACUCCGCCCCUAAAGUGGAGGUGAUCACGCCCACUGCAGAGAACUACACGCAGACUGUUGGACUCUAUUACCCAUCAGCCACUGAGCUGCAGAGGAAAGAGCAACAGAAGGAGCUAGAAGUCAGCAGACAGCAGUUGACCAGAGACCGCCAAUCACUACUGACCGCUGUCAGCCCGGGCAGAGGUUUCUGGAGGAAGCAGUUGGAUCACGUCUGUGCUCACCUGAGGAGUUACGCUCAGAACAACGCCCCCUUCAGGGCUCUGCUGGGAGAGCCUCGCCUGGGCCGGCUGGUUUCUGCUGUGAUUCAGGAAGAUCGCUACGAGGUCAGUGUGACCAUCAGCUUCGUGUCGGCGGGGCGGGAAGAGAAACAGGAGCCAGCAGGCGGCAGCGCUGGACCGACUGCAGGUCGGACUGAGACUCUGAGCAGCGUUACAGAGCGAUCCGCCGACAGCAGCGGUCUCAGAAGUCAUCAGUCCACAGGUGUGAUGAAACCUCCCAAACCAAACCCAACACCCAAACCUCCGGUGAAGGACGUUCAGCUGCUGAAGGAGCUCGGUCCAGGUCAGGGUGAGAUCAGCAUCGUCCAGCAGCUCUUGGAUCAGGGGGCGGACCCUUCUUGCUGCGGCAGCGAUGGCAGACACGCACUGGCGGUCGCCGUGGUGAACGGGCACCAUGAUGUACUUCCUGUUUUAGUGCAGCGUGGAGCCGACGUGGACCAGGAGUCUGGACAGAUGAAGAACUCUGCUCUGCAUGAAGCUGCAGUUUUGGGCUCUGAAGGUCUGCAGUCCGCUAGAGUCCUGCUCAGCCUGAAGGCCGGCGUGCGGCGGAGGAACGCCGGCGGUCUGACGGCGUACGACUUGGCGGUGAACUCCGGCUGCAACGACAUGGCGUCUCUCCUGGCUGCUCAGACAGGACUGGACUUACUGGGAAAACUGGGAAAACCCAAACUGAACCUGGACGUGUUCUGACUGGAUGCUCUGUAACACAGGAAGUACCGACUCAUUGAUCGGAAACUGAUCAUAAAGCAGCGGCUUGAUUCUUUGUUACUAAAUAAAUAAACAUGAUUUAUUUAAAUUAAUAAUUUCCUGUAAGACUGUUGACCUCAUGUGACUAAAUAAACUGGCGUUCAGCUUCA